UUAUCGACGCAUGCCUUUUUAACGUUCUCGCCAACGAAGAUCCAUUUCAAUGAACCAGACCAACAAAUCUUAGCUAAAAAGAGAAACAGAAACCCUAGCUGAUUCUCUUUCCAGAUAAUCUCUCUUACGUUUAGUUGAAAAUUACUUCAGUUUUUCUGAGUAAUUCAUUGGUUUCCCAACGAGAAUUCAGAGAUUCUUUUGAUCGUGAUCGUCUUUGGGUUUAGAUCGAAUUAGGGUUUUCUGAUCAAUUAGGGUUUUUUUGGGAUGGCUCAGGCGGUGGAGGAAUGGUACAAGCAGAUGCCCAUCAUCACCCGCUCGUAUCUCACUGCUGCAAUUAUAACCACAGUUGGAUGCUCUCUCGAUAUCAUUUCUCCAUUUAAUCUCUAUCUGAACCUCAACCUGGUUGUGAAACGUUAUGAGUUUUGGCGCCUCAUCACCAACUUCUUUUACUUCCGAAAAAUGGAUUUGGACUUUUUGUUUCACAUGUUUUUCCUUGCUCGGUACUGCAAGCUCCUUGAAGAGAAUUCUUUCAGGGGACGGACAGCAGAUUUCUUUUAUAUGCUCUUAUUUGGCGCCACUGUGUUAACUGGGAUUGUUUUGGUUGGUGGAAUGAUACCGUAUGUCUCUGAGACUUUUGCCAAGAUUUUCUUCCUCAGCAAUUCUUUAACCUUCAUGAUGGUCUAUGUCUGGAGCAAGCGGAAUCCCUUUAUACACAUGAGUUUCUUGGGUCUCUUUACUUUCACAGCUGCUUAUCUCCCUUGGGUUCUUUUAGGCUUUUCGAUACUUGUCGGUAGCAGUCCUUGGAUUGACCUUCUGUUGUGUUUUAUUUUCACAGGGUAUGGCUGCUGGUCAUGCAUAUUAUUUUCUUGAAGAUGUGUAUCCACGCAUGACAGGGCGUCGGCCAUUGAAGACCCCCCAAUUCAUCAAAGCUCUCUUUGCUGAUGAGACUGUUGUGGUUACACGACCAGCAAAUGUGAGAUUUGCCGCGGCAGCUCCCGAAAAUCAUGAAGAGUGAUUUAUGAUGUCCUUAAAAUCAUGGUAAUGGGACCCACACCUUUGCAUUCCAACCCUAUAUGACCGAUUUACAUAUUGCCAACUGUCAACUCAUGCAUGGCUCUUCUCUUUGAUCACAGAGUUGAGAUUAAAUGGGUCAUAGCUUUUCUGCAUGUAUUUGCAUGGAUUGGUUAGUGUUUCAAGUUUUAGAAAUCUUUUAUACGAAGAGUAGGGUCAUUUGGAUGGGGGUAGUCUAUUGGUGUAAGGGGUGCUUAGUACCUUAUAUUGCCAACAAUUUCUACUGUCAUAAGUUGUGUAAAUGAAAGGUAAAAUAACUGAACUGUCCUUUGAUCUUC
Molecule: messenger RNA, 1349 nt
Organism: Amborella trichopoda
Lineage: Eukaryota; Viridiplantae; Streptophyta; Magnoliopsida; Amborellales; Amborellaceae
Gene: DER2.2
Product: DERLIN-2.2
Source: RefSeq, a predicted model, not a curated record